Messenger RNA from Onychostoma macrolepis, 1970 nucleotides. It is a transcript of the gene ptf1a, whose product is annotated as pancreas associated transcription factor 1a. NCBI's taxonomy places the organism in Eukaryota, Metazoa, Chordata, Actinopteri, Cypriniformes, Cyprinidae. Gene Ontology annotation, biological process: regulation of transcription by RNA polymerase II; developmental process. The transcript is spliced from 2 exons. Gene Ontology annotation, molecular function: RNA polymerase II transcription regulatory region sequence-specific DNA binding; DNA-binding transcription factor activity, RNA polymerase II-specific; protein dimerization activity. The coding region runs from base 722 to 1735 and encodes 337 amino acids. The record is from RefSeq and is a predicted model, not a curated record.
GGUACCUUUUCCAAUGGUAGGCUGCACGUUUGUACCAUAUUUACCCUAAACGGGUGCAUAUUAGUACCUUAAAGGUAGGCUACAUCUUAAAAAUAAAGGUUCUUGGCAUGUAUGGUUUCAUGAAGAACCUUUAACAUCAAUGAAACCUUUUCAUUGCACAAAAGGUGCAAAAACAAGAAAUGUUCACUGAAAGGUUCUUUGGGGAACCCAAAAUGUUCUUCUGUGGCAUAGAUGCGAAAACCUCCUUUUGGAAGCUUUAUUUUUCAUACAUGGUACAUUUUAAUACUACCCAGUGACAGCUUUUGCACUUUUUGUUUCUGAGAGUGCAUGAUGACACGCGUAUUAAUUAUAUUGUAAGGAAAUUCAUUUAGUACUAAAAUAUUGGUGCAUUGCAGUUAUAUAAUUGCACAUGUGGGUUUCCUUAAUUAUUUUUUUUAUUAUAAAAUUUAGUGUGCUGUAAAAUCACAUAUUUCUGUCAUUUAGGUCGAAUAAAGUGCAUGUAAACGAUAUAAAAUGAUUUAAAAAUUUAAAAAAAUAUAUAAGGGAAAAAAUGAUUUUAUUUAUUCUGGUCAUUUAUUAAGGUUCGACUGGGACACUGAAGGAGACACUAUUUCUGAUACAGUUGUCAAUACAGGCAGCCGCUUUGUCGACAAUUUAGGAGCAUGUCCUGUCUCGGUGUUUUGGGCUCAGGGGGCGUGUACUGAGGGGGUGGCCUGUAAACAUGCCUUAUCCUAAGGUGAGCUGCCUCAGCUACGGUCGCUGGGGAUGCUUGGCGCUGAUUGGUUGGCGCUUACGGUCAAUGGCACGCGACUAUGGAUGUAGUUAUAAGAGUCCUCGCGUGCCGCCUUUCAAACUGAACCAACUCUUGAGCAUCAAGAGGAAAGAUCGAAGAGUCGGCGAUUGUUGUUACUGGGCAACACCAACACAGCACAUAAAAAUGGACACUGUGUUGGAUCCAUUCACAGGCUUAGACUCCUUCUCCUCCCCUUAUUUCGACGACGAUGACUUCUUCACGGACCACUCGUCGAGGGACCACUUGGACACAGACGACUUUUUGGAUGAGGACGUCGAUUUCCUCACCAAUCAAAUCCAAGAAUAUUAUAAGGACAGUCGGAUAUCGCAGGACGGAGAUUAUUGUGACGUUGGCAACUUCUCUUUUUCCUCGUCGUCUUCGACUUUCUCGUACGGAUGCGCUGACAGCACCUCGGAACUGUCCCCUCACAGAGACGGUCCCUUGCUGAAGAGGCGGAGGCGCAUGAGAUCCGAAGCGGAGAUGCAACAGUUGCGCCAAGCUGCCAACGUCCGGGAGCGACGGAGGAUGCAGUCCAUUAACGAUGCUUUCGAGGGACUGCGAUCUCACAUUCCUACUCUACCAUACGAGAAGAGACUUUCGAAAGUUGACACUUUACGUCUGGCAAUCGGCUACAUAAACUUCCUUGCAGAACUUGUGCAGUCCGACAUGCCGAUCCGGAACCCACACAGUGACACUUUAAACCAACCUAAAAAAGUCAUCAUUUGCCACCGAGGAACAAGAUCCCCAUCUCCAAAUGACCCAGACUACGGUUUGCCUCCUCUCGCCGGACACUCUCUGUCAUGGACUGAUGAGAAGCAGUUAAAAGAUCAGAAUAUCAUUAGGACAGCGAAAGUCUGGACACCAGAGGACCCACGAAAGUUGCACUUAAAAUCAUCCAUCAACAACAUUGAGAAUGAACCCCCCUUUAACUUUAUUUCCUAAGGCAGUGCCAUUAUUACUCUGUAUACACAUUGUGUACAACUGAAUUGUAUGGAUAUAUCCAUGUUUUGUUUAUUUGUAAUGUAUUAUUGUUACUAUCUGUGUUUCAGCUUUUUAGUCUGAAUUGAAGAUAAGGCCACUGGCAAUCAUUUUGUGUCGUAUUUAAUUGUUUAAUUGUGCUGUAAUAUAUUUUUCUAAUUUAAUACGGAUUUUAUGUCAAACAAAACCUAUUUUUUAU